AUGGCUCUUACAAAUAAUGCCAAAGAUCACUGGGCGUUUCUGGAAGAAAUUGAAGCACCUAUGUGGGUGGAUUUCAUGGUAGAAUCAAAGUCUAACUACCAAGAAGUGUUCCACGAGUGUUCUUCUCGCCAGUUAAAAACUGCAUUUGCUCAUUCUGGUGAGAGGAGUAUGUCUUCAGAUCUUGAGUUUAAGGGAUCAUCUUCCCCGAAUAUCCCAUCCUCAGUCUCAAGAUCAAGGGGAAAACACUACGCAAGCAAGAAAUGGGGAGAAGGUAAUUGUGAUCUUUUAGUGAAUAAGCAGCAUCCGGUAAAGGGGUUAAAUGGUAAGUCUUCAAGGGUGAAUUCAGAACCCAGUGACGAAAUAAAACCCAAACUAAGCUUUGUAAAUUCUAAAGGAACUUCUAGGUCAAAGGUAACUAAGGUUUCUGGGAGUAGCUUCACUCAAAAUGCUCCUAGGUCAAAAGUAAGUAAGGUUUCUGGGAAGAACUUCACUCGAAAUGCUAAGGAAAGUGAUUCAAAAGCUAAAUCUGGUCAAGGUGUUAUGGAAAGUAGUUCGAAUUCCUUGAUGGUUAUGGCAGGUGAAAGCAAUAAUAGUAAUGUUAAAUUUGAGAGUGAUCAUCAAGCACGGCAAAGGAACCUAGAAGUGUCAAGUCGAGGAUUUGAUCACACAAGUGGGCUUUUGUCGGCUUUGAGGAAUGGUCUUAGGAAAAGUUUUGUUACAAGAAAAGCUUCAAGGGUGGAGAUUAAUGAUGAGAAUAAGAAACCAAGAGAUCGCAAGUCUUCAUCCAGCAAAUCUAGUGUGGGAGCGUCUUUUAACCCUGGCUACGAUGUCAAGAGCUCAACACUUUUGUUGAUGAGGAACAAUGAACAAACUCCAGAUAGCAGAAAUGUAGGAAGGAUGACUGAAGCAGCAAGGAAGAGAAUAAAAGAUUCUAGCAUGUCCAAGGCUUGUAAUGUUCAAGUUAUGGAGAAGAAAGGGGGUUUAAGUAAUGUUGCAAAGUCAGCUCCCCAAGAAGCUCUGAAAUCGAAGGUUCAGAACCAGACCCGUAGUGUAAAAGCUUUGGCAGAACAUAGAGGAAAUGAACAACACUUAUUACCUGGUACAGCAAAAGCUAAGGAGAAGGCCAGAGUUGGUGCUGGCCCUGGAAAAGAGAAUGUGACAGGAAAAACGUCCUUGAGCCAGAAUUGCACUAGCAGAGGGACUAAACUGAAUGUGCCACAAAAGGGCGACAAAAAAAUGUUGGUUAGACAAAAGGGAACAAUCAGCGGUCCAGCCAAGGGGAAGCAUCCAACAAAUGCGAAUCGUAGGGUCUGCCUCCGAUAA
Molecule: messenger RNA, 1323 nt
Organism: Dovyalis caffra
Lineage: Eukaryota; Viridiplantae; Streptophyta; Magnoliopsida; Malpighiales; Salicaceae
Source: the annotation of a GenBank genome assembly